This is a messenger RNA of Alternaria burnsii, 1413 nucleotides long. RefSeq names its product vacuolar h+ ca2+ exchanger. The coding region runs from base 1 to 1413 and encodes 470 amino acids. The transcript is spliced from 2 exons. Gene Ontology annotation, molecular function: calcium:proton antiporter activity. Lineage: Eukaryota; Fungi; Ascomycota; Dothideomycetes; Pleosporales; Pleosporaceae. Gene Ontology annotation, cellular component: fungal-type vacuole membrane. Gene Ontology annotation, biological process: intracellular calcium ion homeostasis; calcium ion transmembrane transport. The record is from RefSeq and is a predicted model, not a curated record.
AUGUCUUCCAACCGCCACGGCCACGACAAUUCGCACAACGUCUCACGCGUCUUGUACGACCAUGUGAAUGGGCAGAACAACCGCAAUAAUAACCACAAUGAAUCCACCCCGCUCCUCCACAACAUCAUCCCCUCGCACAUCCACCCCGAUGGCGAGUCCGGCCGUAAGGGCUUCCACCCAUCCCACUUCAUCAACGUAGCCUGGCGCUCCGGCAGCAAUGCAGCAAAGUACACCAACCUCCUCUGGCCCUUUGUCAUCGUAGCCAUUGUGCUGCACUUUGCUGCUCCGUCAAUGCCCAUUGCCAUCUUCGCGACCAGCUACAUCGCCAUGGUGCCCGUAGCCAAUCUCCUGGGUUUCGCGGGCCAAGAGUUUGCAAGGAAGAUGCCAAAGGUCAGCGGAAUUCUGAUCGAGACUGCAUUCGGAAGUAUUGUGGAAAUCAUCCUAUUCAUCAUUUUGAUUGCCAAACAUCAUUCUAGGGAUGGUUCGAGCGAGCAUGGAAACCUCAUUCCGGUCAUCCAGGCGGCGAUCCUGGGAUCUAUACUGACAAACUUGCUGCUUUGUCUUGGACUCUGCUUCUUCGUCGGCGGCCUCCGCCAGAUGAGCCAGAAAUUCCACGCUUCCGUCAGCGAAGUCGGAUCCGGUCUGCUCCUCGUAGCCGGAUUCGGUCUGCUCAUCCCAUCAGCCUACUACUCCGCGCUCAAGGGCUCUGCGGUCGCUCACGCAUCAAAGCACCACGAGUUUACGGAAAAGAUCCUGCAGCACAACGUCCUCAGGAUCAGUCAGGUGACUUCCAUCCUCCUCAUCAUCGCCUUUUGCAUCUUCAUCUGGUACAAUGCACGCUCCCAGCACUCGCUCUUCGACGAAGUUCUCGAGGCGGACGAACAUGCUGAUCUGGACCACCACGAGGAUCUUGCCAAGCCGAAGUUUACUUUUACAGAGUGCAUGGUUGCGCUUGUCCUGUCCCUCGCUAUCGUCACGCUCCUCGCCGUCUUCCUCGUCGAGCGCAUCGAAGAUGUUGUUGAAUCUGGGGUUCCAGACCAGUUCCUCGGCCUCAUCAUGCUGCCGCUUGUCGAAAAGGCGGCUGAGCAUCUGACUGCUAUUGACGAAGCGUGGGAUGGUCAGAUCAACUUUGCCCUCUUCCACUGCAUCGGUCCGUCUAUCCAGACUGCUCUCUUCAACGCUCCGCUGGUGGUUAUUGUUGGCUGGAUCAUGGGUAAGGAUAUGGACCUCAACUUUGAGAUCUUCAUGAUUGUCUUGCUGGUGCUGGCUAUUGUUGUGGUGGGUAACUUCCUUAGGGACGGCGAGUCGAACUACCUUGAGGGCGCUAUGCUUAUCAUUGUUUAUGUCAUUGUGGCUGUGGCUGCGUGGUACUAUCCUAACCCUGAUGUCGCUACUUCGAAUGGUGCGGAGUAG